AUGCACCGUCUUGGAGGAGCAGGAAUUGCCGCUUUCGAGAGGCAGCAACAAUCGCAACGGUCCUUCGCCGAGCUUUCCAACGCAAUCUCUCAAGCACAAGUUGACUUACUCCAUGCUCAGCUCGCACAGUUUCGCAGUGCGCUAGCGCACUACGCCGCCUCUCACCGCGAUAGCAUACGGCGCGACCCGUCCUUCCGGCAUGCCUUCCAGCGCAUGUGCACCACCAUCGGUGUCGACCCAUUAGCGGGCCCGCGCCGCGGCGGCUGGUGGGCAGAGAUGCUCGGGCUCGGAGACUGGCAGUACGAGCUCGGCGUGCAGAUUGUCGACAUCUGUGUCAGCACUCGCGAGCGGAACGGCGGGCUCAUCGAGAUGGGCGAGCUGGUGCGCUUAGUGAGCAAGCUUCGAGGAGUCGCUGGGGGCGUCAUCACGGAGGACGAUGUCAUCCGGAGUAUCAAGACACUCAAACCUCUAGGCGCCGGAUAUGAGGUCUUGGAUGUGGGUGACGGGAAGAAGAUGGUACGGAGCGUCGUGAAGGAGCUCGACGCGGAUCAAGCAGUCGUUCUAGCGAUUGCGCAGGAGGAAGGCGGGCGUGUAUCGGAAGGAAUGCUGAUCACACGGAGGGGAUGGACUUAUGACCGUGCAAGUGCCGCCUUGCAGAACAUGCUCCUCCGCGAUGGCCUGUGUUGGUUGGACGAACAAGACGAGGCCGGCGGGGUGGCUUAUUGGAUACCGUCCGCAAUGCACUGGGACGAAUGA
This is a messenger RNA of Sparassis crispa, 756 nucleotides long. Its product is annotated as Vacuolar-sorting protein. The record is from RefSeq and is a predicted model, not a curated record. Gene Ontology annotation, cellular component: ESCRT II complex. The transcript has a single exon. NCBI's taxonomy places the organism in Eukaryota, Fungi, Basidiomycota, Agaricomycetes, Polyporales, Sparassidaceae. The coding region runs from base 1 to 756 and encodes 251 amino acids. Gene Ontology annotation, biological process: protein transport to vacuole involved in ubiquitin-dependent protein catabolic process via the multivesicular body sorting pathway.